Messenger RNA from Drosophila ficusphila, 1053 nucleotides. RefSeq lists its product as uncharacterized. NCBI's taxonomy places the organism in Eukaryota, Metazoa, Arthropoda, Insecta, Diptera, Drosophilidae. The record is from RefSeq and is a predicted model, not a curated record. The transcript has 3 exons. The coding region runs from base 1 to 957 and encodes 318 amino acids.
AUGAUUUUUAAAUUUCUUAUAUAUAAUUUACUGUCUUGUUUAACCCUGGGCUCCCUAAAUUGUCCUACUGAAAAAUCUCAUUCACUUCAGUUUCAUCUCGUGCGCCAGUGUCAGAGGGCCUCGGCUAACGAUGCAUUGGCUCUGGAAAACACCUCCUCCCUGGAGGAAUGCACCAAUCUGGCUCACGAACUACGUGGCUUGGCCCUCAACUACUCCCCUGGAGGCUCAAAGAGAAGUACAAACGUUUUCGAACAGAGGCCGUAUGGAAAGGAGGGCCAAAAGCAGCAGCACAUUCGAAGUCGUUUCAGUGUUUUUGACCAACCAGGCGAGUUUUUCAACUGCCAUGUGCUUCAGUGUCCCCAGAACAGCACGUUCUCUGGGAUGGUUAAUGAUAGUCGCUUUGAUUAUUACAGUUUAUAUGGCAGGCCAACAGUUGUUAAAAACUAUAGUUGUAUACCGGAAGUUGGACUGUUUGUGGUCUUCACGCAGCCUACUGUUUAUUUGAAUGCGUCGCUGACCUGCACCAAUUCCUCGGAGUUUAUCGGCAGUCUGGCUCACAUAGCCUCAGAGCACAGGACGAAGUCCUUGGCUCAGUGGUUGCUCCAGUUCAACAGGAAGUCUCAAUCAGAAAGAAAUGUGUUCUUGGCCUUUGUAGGUUUGGUGUACAAUAGCUCCACUUCACUGAACCCACUAGAUUUUCGGAACUCUCAAAAGGAAAGCCUCAACUGCUUUUUGUACAGGGCCUGGGCAGCCGGUCAUCCUCGCCUCGGUCAGGAGCUGACAAACGCUAGCUGCGUGGCCCUGACGCCGCAGGGAACUUGGCAAACCCUGCACUGCGAGCGUGAGCUGCCCUUCGUCUGCGAGAUGCACACGGCCAGACCAACUUCCACCUGGGAUCACUCAGAAUCCGAGCUCGAUAUUGGCCCGAAUGCAGCUUUUGAUUGCAGCAACAAUUGAGGGUCUAUGGCAGCAUGGAUAUUCGCAGCCGUUUUAUUCACUUAAGCAGUUUUCAAAACACAAAAGCCAAAUAUAGAUAGUUGAUGGUGUUAGCCC